Molecule: messenger RNA, 2154 nt
Organism: Alternaria arbusti
Lineage: Eukaryota; Fungi; Ascomycota; Dothideomycetes; Pleosporales; Pleosporaceae
Exons: 1
Coding region: 1-2154 (717 amino acids)
Biological process (GO): dolichyl monophosphate biosynthetic process
Cellular component (GO): endoplasmic reticulum membrane
Molecular function (GO): dolichol kinase activity
Source: RefSeq, a predicted model, not a curated record
AUGGCCGGCGUCUUGGGACUGUAUCCGCUUCGUCUUCUGUACUACUCAUGGAGAAAUCACUCUCGUCUCCGGCUUGGCCGUCGAAUACAUCUACCAGCCGCCUUCGACCCUGCCACCAUACUCUACCCUCCAAUACUGCCCGUCCUCAUUGCGCUGUCACUCUUUGCCUCAUCAUCAAAACCUCUUCUACCCAACAUGUUGCUCGGCUUAGCUGCGUUGCCAGCCAGACUUAUUCCCUUCAGGAGCGCUACCUUGGGCUACUCUCCUCUGCACUGGCUGGUCUCCAUCAUGCCCCUGAUCGCUGCCGAGAACACCGACAUACCGUCUCGGCUGUUUGCACAGACACCAUACAAACUCAAGUUACCCCCGCCUAACCAAGGUCUAGAUCCCGAACUUCUGGUGACGUUGUUUGCUCUGCAUCAAGCGCUGCUACCGCCGCUAUACUACCUCACCACUACGAGCCUUCUACCAGCAGAGCUGCACCUGCUUUCAAUUGGGCUUAUCAACCUCCUCUUGUUCUCAGACACCCCUCAAGCAGCCAUACUCGGUGUCUUACUGUGGCUAGGCGGGCUGGGGGUGUUUUUGCUCUGCGGCAACAUCUUGAAGUGGGGCGUUGCACUUGCACGCAUUCCGCGAUGGAGGCUUCGACGUGCUGGCCAAGUCAUUCGAGCUCGACAGAACUUCUUGCAGGUGUUGACCCGUAGUCUGGGAUCCAAACGCGAUGGAAGCGAUUCCUGGAAAGAUGUGAGUGACAGUGAUGCGGAUGAAGAACCCAGAUUCGACAAGCCCCUCCAAAAGACCAAGAGCCUUAAAGUCAACUUUUUAGACUCGGUCAGACACAUCAGACCCUGCAUGGAGGGCAGCGAGCCGCGGUCCGCCGCCGAAGCGACAAAGACUGGGUUUCAGCAGUCUACUUCUGCAAAAGGGUCCACUCAUAACAGUGGACGUAAGCGUAGGAAUACCCUCCCAGUCCUCGUUGCUGAAGACCAUACGUCACAGCAUCGGUAUUCGAACCGAAGACAGUCGGGAUCGAUUGUGCAGUCUUAUUUAUCGCUCACGCCCACCGAAGCCACAAGGAGGAAAUGGCUCUACGCUGGAUACUUCUACGUGAUUGUGGUAGGCCUGAUACUGGGACCAAUUCGGUAUAGUAUCGGCAAAUAUGCUCUUCACCAUCACGAACCUUUUGGAUGGGCCAUCAGCUACCUCUUCGGCAAUAUAUCACGCGUGCGGUGGGAAGUGUUCAAGUGGGAUUUGAACUGGUGGGUUCCUCUGCCGACAAGACGACACGCAGAUGACAUGGCCCGACUCACACACUAUCUGUCGUUGGCGGAAUAUGUUCGUCGCAUAGUACUGGGAGAAGCGACUACGCGUCUCUUGCUGUGCGUGUACUGUGCAGGAACCAUACUCGCUGGCCUCGUAGCGGUCUUUUCGCUUUCUGCAGUGGUAGAAGUCGACACACGCAGAAAGGUGUUCCACGGCACCAUGGUGGCGAUGCUCCUGCCGACCAUCUUUAUCGACCCUUGUUUUGUUGCGCUGGCGCUUGCACUGGUACUUGCGAUAUUCCUCCUCCUCGAUCUGAUUCGCGCCUCGCAGCUUCCGCCGCUGUCCAAGCCCAUUGCCAGGUUCCUGACGCCGUACGUGGAUGGCCGCGAUCUCCGAGGCCCCGUGGUGGUGUCGCACAUCUUCCUCUUGAUUGGGUGUGCGAUCCCGCUGUGGCUAUCGCUCGCAGGAGUGGAACGGGCUGGCGACGAGCCGUGGCAAGGCUGGGAGGUGGAAGACAGGGACGUGAGUAUGGUGGCGGGAGUUAUAUGUGUGGGCAUGGGCGACGCAGCAGCAUCCCUCGUCGGGCGGCGCUAUGGGCGGCGGAAAUGGCCCUGGGCGGGCGGCAAGUCCCUGGAAGGGUCCUUGGCGUUUGCAGUCGCAGUGUCGGCUGGACUCGUGGUAAGUAGAGUGUGGCUCCACGUCGGGUGGGAAAGCGGUGCGGCAGGGCACAGGACGGAGGGCGAGUGGGCUCACGACGCAUUGCUCACGCUGGGCAAGGCGGCUCUGUGCGCGACAGGCGCAAGCCUCAACGAGGCGGUCCUCACAGGCGGCAACGACAACGUGAUCGUGCCAGUGAUACUAUGGGUCCUUGUGAGGGGUGUCAGGCUGUAG